AUGGUAGAAAAGAUUACUUGGACCUUGGGACAAGAACUGGUCAAAUACUGUCUUGAGGGGCAGACAGAAUGGGACGAAAACCUGCCUGCUCCUCUGAUGGCAUAUGGGUCGGCUGCCCACGAGUCAACUAGAUACACACCGGGAAAAAUGAUGCUGGGUCACGAACUGCGGCUGCCAGUGGACCUGCUCACAGGAAGACCACCUGAUGAAGAACGUACUGAAGAAACCACCAGUUAUGUCAAAAGCCUCCAAGAAAGGUUGACGAAGGUCCACCAUAAAGUUCGAGGAGCUCUGGAGUUCUCGGGUGAAGUGAUGAAGCGCAACUAUGAUGUUAAAGCAAGCUUGGUCUGUUACAAGGACGGUAAUAAGGUCUGGCUGUAUAACCCUCUACGGAAGAAGGGUCAGUCACCGAAGUACCAGAGUCCAUGGGAAGGACCAUACACUAGUGGAGCGCCUUUCAGAUGUGACCUACUGGAUCAGGGGAAAAAAGAAGGCUCACCCGAAGGUAGUCCACGUCAAUCGUCUGUGGCAGUAUCAUGGGCCAGGGCAGUACACCUGGGAAGACUCUGA
Messenger RNA from Homarus americanus (American lobster), 570 nucleotides. RefSeq lists its product as uncharacterized. The record is from RefSeq and is a predicted model, not a curated record. NCBI's taxonomy places the organism in Eukaryota, Metazoa, Arthropoda, Malacostraca, Decapoda, Nephropidae. The transcript has a single exon. Gene Ontology annotation, molecular function: nucleic acid binding. The coding region runs from base 1 to 570 and encodes 189 amino acids.